Molecule: messenger RNA, 1937 nt
Organism: Hevea brasiliensis (rubber tree)
Lineage: Eukaryota; Viridiplantae; Streptophyta; Magnoliopsida; Malpighiales; Euphorbiaceae
Exons: 17
Coding region: 99-1937 (612 amino acids)
Biological process (GO): double-strand break repair via homologous recombination; DNA replication
Cellular component (GO): chromosome; cytoplasm; nucleus
Molecular function (GO): four-way junction helicase activity; ATP binding; nucleic acid binding
Source: RefSeq, a predicted model, not a curated record
GGGAAAUGGUUGUGGUGGGAUUGGGGUCUGUAUAUCUUUCUCUUGCCUUUGGGACAGGGGCCGGUUGUAACUUGUAGGGACUCGUCUCAAGCGAAGAAAUGAUAUCCACUCUCAAGAAAUUUUUUGGGUAUUCUGGGUUUCGGCCAUACCAGAAGGAGGUGAUCGAGAAAAUUCUUGAGAGAAGGGAUUGUCUGGUCGUCAUGGCCACUGGCAGUGGAAAGUCUUUGUGCUACCAGGUUCCUCCUUUGCUUGUGGGAAAGACUGCCAUAGUCAUAAGCCCUCUUGUAUCUUUGAUGCAAGACCAGGUGAUGGCUUUGAAACAAAGGGGAAUCAAAGCUGAAUAUCUUGGAACUGGUCAGAGUGAUCACUCUGUCCAUAAUUUAGCUCAAAGUGGUCAUUUUCAUUUAUUAUUCAUGACUCCUGAAAAGGCAUGUUUACUUCCUGUCAGCUUCUGGUCAAAAUUGCUAGAGGUUGGAAUUUGUCUGCUUGCCGUUGACGAGGCACAUUGUAUAUCAGAAUGGGGCCAUGAUUUCAGGGUGGAAUACAAGCAAUUAGACAAGUUACGCAAUAUUCUCUUGGAUGUUCCAUUCGUUGGCUUAACUGCAACUGCAACAGAAAAGGUUAGAAUCGACAUCAUCAAUUCCCUAAGAAUGAACGAUCCUUAUGUGGCUGUUGGCUCAUUUGACCGAAAAAAUCUCUUCUAUGGUGUCAAACAUUUCAAUCGUGGUACACUUUUUAUGAACGAGCUUGUUCAAGAAAUUUCAAAAUUUGCAGGGAAUGGUGGGUCAACUAUUGUUUACUGCACAACAAUAAAAGAUGUUGAACAGAUUUUCAAGUCACUUCAGGAGAUAGGAAUUAAGACUGGAAUAUACCAUGGCAAAAUGAGCAGCAAAGCUCGUGAGGAGUCCCAUAGGUCAUUUAUAAGAGAUGAACUACAUGUCAUGGUUGCCACUAUUGCUUUUGGGAUGGGCAUUGAUAAGCCGGACAUAAGGCAAGUGAUACAUUAUGGUUGCCCAAAGAGUCUAGAGUCCUAUUAUCAGGAGAGUGGACGAUGCGGAAGAGACGGUAUAGCUUCUGUCUGUUGGCUUUAUUAUACAGGAAGUGACUUUACGAAAGCUGACUUCUACUGUGGAGAAUUGAAAACAGAAAAUCAGAGAAAAGCUGUUGUGGAGUCAUUGAUGAUUGCACAAAAGUAUUGCAUAUUGGCAACUUGUAGAAGAAAGUUCUUGCUUGAUUACUUUGGAGAACAUGUUUCAGCUGACAAUUGUGGAAAUUGUGAUAAUUGUAGGUUCUUAAAGAAGGAACGCGACCUGUCAAGGGAAGCGUUUCUUUUGAUGGCUUGCAUUCAAUCAUGUAGGGGUAAAUGGGGUCUCAAUAUGCCUAUAGACGUUCUUCGUGGGUCUCGAGCAAAAAAAAUUCUUGAUGUGCAUUUUGACAAGCUUCCACUUCAUGGACUUGGGAAAAGCUACUCUUCAAAUUGGUGGAAAUCAUUGGCUUAUCAAUUGAUCUCUCAUGGUUUUCUGGUGGAGACUAUUGAGGAUGUGUACAAAUUUGUAAGUGUUGGUAAGAAAGGAGUGCAAUUUCUUAGCUCUGCUAGACCUGAUUAUCAACCACGACUAGUUUUGCCAUUGACUAGUGAAAUGGCUGAUGAUGAGGAAUAUCAAAGUGCAACAAGUGGAGUUGGAGAAUUCAAGAAUUUUGUGACUCUGGAAUCUGAAGGUUUUUCGGAGGCUGAGGUACAACUCUAUCACAUGCUUUUGGAAGAGAGGAUGAAGCUUGCUAGAAUCAUUGGGACUGCUCCGUUUUCUGGUGAGACAGCCAAGGGAUGUGUACUAAAUUUAUGCAGGUUGACUAGUGAAAUGGCUGAUGAUAAAGGAAUAUCAAAGUGCAACAAAGUGGAGUUGAGAAUUCAAGAAUUUUGUGACUCUGGAAUCUGA